AUGCGUUUCAAACAGUCUGUCACUAUUGUAUUUUUCACAUUGCUGCUGGGGGCAGGCUUGUUAUCUUUUUUCGUUAUUCUUUCGGGCGGUCGCCGAACUGGUGUGCUUCGCGAGUUCUACUGGUUGGAAGCAGAAACAGAUGGGUUCAACGACGCUCCAAGUACUACCAGGUGGUUCAACUAUGAUUGGUGUGGGAUUGACAGCGGGCAAUUGCAGAACUGUUCGUCGACGCAAGCGGCGAAGGCGUUCUCGCCUCAAGACAACUUUGGCGAAAGUAGCACUCUUCCAAGCGCGUUCCUCAAGGAUAGAAAUACUUACUACUACCUCUCCCGCGUGGCGUGGGCCAUGCUAUUGAUAGGGCUCUUUUAUGAGGUGUGUGCGCUAGUGCCCGUGUUAAUCUCGAUAUUUUCCAGUUCGUUAAUGGCAUCAUUUUUGGCGGUCCUUUCUCUGUGGCUGGCAUGGUUUUUUGUGACACUUUCCGCUUGUCUGUAUACGGGCUGCUAUGUGAAAGCUCGAAACGUUUUUUCUGAUGGAGGUCGUCACGCUAAGCUGGGUGCUAAGAAUUUUGGUUUGAUUUGGACGUCGGUCGCACUGUUGUUGGCAUGUGCUAUUUGGUCUUCAGUGGUGGCUACGUUCUACGGAAUGAGGAGGCUAUCGCGUAAUGACCAAGAGCACCGCCACUACGGCCUGGAAUCAGGUGUCUCUUCAGAUAGUUAUGGCGGUGACAAGACCACUCUGGAGACUCGCGAUCAUGGUGCUCAGAAUGGUAGUAAAUUUAAGGUGUUUAAGCUUUGGAAGACGCGUCGUGGCCCUAACGACGCUCACAACACUUCUCUUGCUGCCGAUCCUCAAUUUACCGCAUCCGAGUACGACGACAACAGAGUCCAGAUUGAUCGCUCGGCUUAA
This is a messenger RNA of Lachancea dasiensis, 906 nucleotides long. The record is from the annotation of a GenBank genome assembly. Lineage: Eukaryota; Fungi; Ascomycota; Saccharomycetes; Saccharomycetales; Saccharomycetaceae.